AUGGUUGAUUUAUUUGUUUCGCAAAUCCAGGCCAAUGAACACUCUCCGCUGGACGCAACUGCCUGGUCGAUGUUUUUAAGCUUCGAUAUCAUGGGUGAAGUUGAUUUUGGCAAGGAUUUCAAAAAUUUGAGGACAGGAAAAGAGAACCCAGCAAUCCAGGCUAUACAUGAGCAUAUGACGAUUCUGGGUGUGCUCAGCCACGUGCCGUGGAUGUUGUAUCUCAUAUCCAGCAUUCCAGGGGCAACGGCGGCCUAUGCAGGCUUUUUCAAAUGGUGUGGAAGUGAAAUUGACUCGAAGCAGAAGACGUGGAAUCCAGAUGACUACCCACAAGACAUUGUAUCCUGGCUGUUGAAGUCAUAUGUUGAAAAAGAUAUAUCGGCGUCGCCUUCGCUCGAAUCUCUGCACGAAGACUCGCGUGUAGUAAUUAUAGCUGGGAGCGAAACUACGGCCACAACUCUCGCAUCAAUCUUCUUUUACCUCGCUAAAUACCCCGCCACGCUCAAAAAUUUACAGAGUCAUUUAGAUAAAGCACUUCCACGUGGUGCUUCAGAAUGGUCGUACGAAAAGGUCAAGUCCGUCACCUUUAUCGAUGACAUCAUCAAUGAAGGCCUCCGUCUCAAGCCAGCCUUGUUAAUCGGCGGAUACCGCUGUACACCAGCACAAGGUCUUCAAAUUGAUGAAGUUUAUAUUCCUGGUGAUAUUAAUGUGUUUGUGCCCAUGCAGUUGAUCCAGACUGAUGAACGAUACUAUGCAAAUGCUCGGGAAUUUAUUCCGGAACGAUGGGGAGAGCGAAAAAAAGAAAUGGCUACUAGUGACGCUCCCUUUUUUCCAUUUUCUCUAGGUGCAUACAGCUGCCCUGGCAAAAACUUGGCCCUUCAGAGUCUGAGGAUUGCAAUCUCGAUCAUUGUGCAGCAAUUCAACGUCAGUUUCGCAGAGGGAGAAACCGGUGAGGACUUUGACAAAAACGCACUUGAUACAUUCACCACCACGCUGCCUCCUCUAAAGCUCCAAUUUUCUCGUCGUUGA
Molecule: messenger RNA, 1026 nt
Organism: Talaromyces amestolkiae
Lineage: Eukaryota; Fungi; Ascomycota; Eurotiomycetes; Eurotiales; Trichocomaceae
Exons: 4
Coding region: 1-1026 (341 amino acids)
Molecular function (GO): oxidoreductase activity, acting on paired donors, with incorporation or reduction of molecular oxygen; heme binding; iron ion binding
Source: RefSeq, a predicted model, not a curated record